CUCUCUCUCUCUCUCUCUGAGUGUAUAUACCUACAUAAUGGCGACAUCCGGAGAUUCAUCUCCGGCAUCGUUGCCAGAAAUUUCCAGCCCAGGUAGUCCAUUUAUUCAAAUGGUAGAAAAAUCGUUAUCCGACAGACUCCUUGGCAAAUACUUUGACGCAUCAGAGUUCGACUUUGAUUACGAGCAGAGCGGUUUGUGGUCUCCUCUGAUUCCCCGGAAGGUGUUCUUGAGCUCGCCUGGAAAUAUAUGCUCCGUCGAUGAAAUGCUUGGAAAACUAAAGAGUGUGAAGAAGACCCAUUGGUUCAGACACUUAAUCCUUUGCUUCAGUGCCUUUUGGCGUUCUUAAGGCAAUGCUGGUGGAUGAUUCAUUGCUUUAAAAUUCUGAUCUCCAUGGCACAGUCCGAGUACAAUCUCCAUGUUAGAUUGUGUGGAAAUGGCAGUCCGGGUAGUCAAAAAGGUGAAGUCAAAAGGGACUCCGGGACAUGUAGUUUAGUUUUGUAAAAUUUUACGUGCAUGUAUGUAUUGUUUGGAUAAUAUAUGUGAUUUCUC
Molecule: messenger RNA, 549 nt
Organism: Ilex paraguariensis (yerba mate)
Lineage: Eukaryota; Viridiplantae; Streptophyta; Magnoliopsida; Aquifoliales; Aquifoliaceae
Source: the annotation of a GenBank genome assembly